AUGUACGUACCCAACUCACGCUGGACGUGGACAUUUGUGGUAGUAUCGACGGUCCAGGCGAUCGUCACGUUGGCUCUGGAGUCUUACGUUUUCGCGAAUUUCCAGACGCAGCUGAAUCCCUCCGCAGAAGAUGUCAGUUCGUCAAAAACCAUUCCUACUUUCCUGACGUUGUACAUUUUCGGCUUCGUAUACGAGCUGGUUUUGGUCUACGAUGCCUUGCGACUUAAGAACACGAUUCAGGUCAUUGGGAUCUGUAUCUGCAAUGUGGGACUUUUGAUAUAUGGAGCGGUCCAGAUGGAGCAGAUCAAAGAUGCGGUCGAUGUCCUGAUGGUCAACAAUGCGAUUGAUGAGGACAUUUGGGCGGAGACAAUGCCCUUCCUCAUUGUCAUCCCCUGCGUCGUGGGCUUAGGGUCAGCCCUCAUGGGAUUCAUCGCAUGGAAACUCUAUGAUGAGUUUGCGUGGUCAAUCUACAAGCAUAUCAGCGCCGACCUACGCAUGAAGCGUCGAUACCUGACGUACCAGAUCUACAUCGCACUCCUCAAAUUCGACUUCUUCUUCUUCCUCGGUUUCACCGUGCAAUUCGUGGUCAUUGUGACUGGCAAGACGGACGUCGAGUUUGCACUUACCCUUGCCGCCAUCCCUGUGACGAUUGUUAUUCUACUAUUUGCCGCCUUUUUCACACGUCGAGAGAGCAUCUGGGGGAUGCUGUUUGUUAUUGUUCUCUAUCACGGUGCCUUGGCCUACUUCAUGUUCAAGCUGGUGCGCAUGUACCAGCCAUCCCAAUAUCGGGAGUACCUUCCUGCUCGACGGUCUCUCACCUUCUUUGCGGUCAUCACGCUCGCUCUGAUUGUCGCCACUAUUUUCAACGCCAUCAUGUGCACCCUCAACUUCCACAAGGGCCUGAAGCCGCAUAUCACUCGGAGAAAGGUGCUUAGUGAGGAAGAGAAGAUUACUGAGCUCUCUGUGAAUAUGCAGGGCGGCAAGGUGCCUACUCGGAUGAUGAUCGACUGA
Paecilomyces variotii is the source of this 1011-nucleotide messenger RNA. RefSeq lists its product as hypothetical. NCBI's taxonomy places the organism in Eukaryota, Fungi, Ascomycota, Eurotiomycetes, Eurotiales, Thermoascaceae. The record is from RefSeq and is a predicted model, not a curated record. Gene Ontology annotation, cellular component: Golgi apparatus. The transcript has 4 exons. Bases 1 to 1011 code for a protein of 336 amino acids.